This is a messenger RNA of Populus trichocarpa (black cottonwood), 1240 nucleotides long. RefSeq names its product NAP1-related protein 2. The record is from RefSeq and is a predicted model, not a curated record. Gene Ontology annotation, biological process: nucleosome assembly. Gene Ontology annotation, cellular component: chromatin; nucleus. The coding region runs from base 231 to 1016 and encodes 261 amino acids. Lineage: Eukaryota; Viridiplantae; Streptophyta; Magnoliopsida; Malpighiales; Salicaceae. The transcript is spliced from 10 exons. Gene Ontology annotation, molecular function: histone binding; chromatin binding.
AAACAAAGAGGGAGAGAAAAAUAAGAAGAAGACGGAGAAGCAUGAAAUAUCAAGCACAGAAGUGAAGCUGUACUUUGGUUGUCUUGGUGGGUAUAAAUAGCCACCGCUAACUCUUCGCUGCGAAUUCGCCUUUGCUAGUACAAGAAAAGCCGAACUCACCCUAAAAUCCUCUUUAGGGAUUCUCUCGACAAAAGCUAAGGUUUUUUGUUUUCUUUGAAAAACAAAAGAGAAUGGUGGCUGACAAAGGAAAGAAACUAAAGGUCACUGAAGAAGAAGAGACUGAUCACAUUGAUGGAGAGCUUGUUAUUUCCAUUGAGAAGUUGCAAGAGCUCCAGGAUGAGCUCGAGAAGAUUAAUGAACAAGCAAGUGAUGAAGUGCUGGAAAUUGAGCAGAAGUACAAUGAGGUUCGCAGACCUGUCUACACUAAAAGGAAUGAUAUCAUCAAAUGUAUUCCUGACUUCUGGUUAACUGCUUUCCUGAGUCACCCUGCCCUUUGUGAUCUUUUGACUGAGGAUGACCAAAAGAUCUUCAAGUAUCUGGAUUCUCUACACGUGGAGGAUUCCAAAGAUGUGAAGUCAGGGUAUUCUAUAACAUUUAACUUCAAAGAGAAUCCUCAUUUUGAAGAUACAAAGCUGAUAAAAACCUUUACAUUCUCUGAUGAGGGUACAACUAAGAUAACCGGUACAGACAUAAAGUGGAAGGAGGGCAUGGGCACUGCAAAUGGAGGCAAUCAUGAGAAAAAAGGAAACAAACGACCUUUGGCUGAGUUGAGCUUCUUCAGUUGGUUUGCUGAAACUGAACAGAAGGAGAUCACUGAGCUUCAUGAUGAGGUUGCAGAGAUAAUUAAGGAGGACUUGUGGCCUAAUCCUCUGAAGUACUUUAACAAUGAAGCUGAUGAAGAGGAUUCUGAUGCAGAUGAAGAUGAAGAGGAAAAUGGCGAUGAACAAGAUGAUGACGACGACGACGACGACAACGCUGAAGAUGACAAUGAAGACGAUGAUGCUGAAGAUAAUUGAAAUUUCUCUUGCUUUUGUGGUUUUCUUGUCAAUGAGGGACAAAGUACCGAACUAGAUAAAGGAAGUGGAAUAGCUAAUGAUGUGGAGCUACCUGCGGUUUUGAAUAUUUUUAGCUUUUCAGAGUUUCUUUCAUCGGAUUCUUAAAAGAUUUUUCAUCUAGCUACAGAACAUUUUUUAGAUCAUGCUUUAUCUUCUAUAUAUAAAAGUAGCUGAUAUUUUUAUAA